AUGGUUACAAAGGCAAAAAAGAGGGCAUUGGCGAAAAAACCAAAGAAGACCAGGCCUACUUUGGCUAUUCCUGCCCUUAAAAGUGAUUCUUCUGACUUCGUGGUAUGUGCUGAGUAUUAUAUUUGAACUUUUUUUCUCUGUUAAUUGCCUCUCAUUUCAAUUUAACAUACUUGCUAAUUUCUGUCGAUUUGUCAAAGCCCCUAGAAGGAGGCUCAGGAGGAAAAAUCCCCCAACUCUCGGAGCCCCCAGCAACUGCCACAGUUUUGUACGUUGGUCGGAUACCCCAUGGUUUCUAUGAGGACGAAAUGGAAGGUUGUUCCCUUAGUCCCAUUAUUGGAGGGAGUGUUGUAUCAUUGUGAACAUUACUUGCCCAACGGUGUCUAGGAUCGAAUCUCAUCGACAGGUCUUACCUGCUUUCAGGGUUUUUUAAGCAAUUUGGGAAAAUCAAGAGGAUAAGAAUCGCAAGAAACAGGAAGGUAGAAUCCUAUUUUAAUUACAUAUUUUCAAGUUUGCGUUGUUCCUUUUCUUGAAGAAGCUUGAAAUGGAAUCAAUUGAAUGUGCUCAAAUCCUUAUUUUAUGUUGUGAUUAUCGAGAAAAAUAUAAAAAUUAAGCUGUCUUCGUGAUGCCCGUAUUCUGAAUGAACACCAUUGAAAUGAUAAAGACAACGUCUAAUGUCGUUACAGCAUAAAAGAUAAAAGGUCUCAUUUAUUCUGAAAAGCAAACAUCAUUUUCACUAUUCUUAUAUCGUGUACUGUGACCUUCCCCGUUCUAGAUUCUUUUAUUUGUUUUUCUCCUCGAAUGUUUGGUGAUUGAACGUUAUUUUUUUUGGCACAACUAAUUUAUUGCCUUCGUCGUCUACAGACGGGAAGGUCAAAGCAUUAUGGCUUUAUUGAGUUUGAAAAUCCUGAGGUAUGCAUUUCCUUUUAUGAUUUUUGUUUAUCAGCUGAAAUCACGAACUUGUCUCAUUUCUGCAAGCUCAAGUUUCCAUUACUUUCGGUGAUUGUAGGUGGCAAAAGUUGUUGCUGAUGAGAUUCACGGUUAUCUUCUGUUCGAGCACCAAUUGCAAAUUAAACCUAUUCCACCAGAACGUGUUCAUCCAAAGUUGUAUGUACUUAUCUUCUUGAUGGGAAUCUUCAGUUCCUUCGUCUUUUUAAUAUUUCUCACGAAUCAUUUGUCAGUUGUGAACAAAGUACCGUAAGCAAUUCACUUUUACGUUACUCCUUUUUGUUUGAGAUUAUUGAAAAGCUUUCCCAGAAAAUCUGAAUCAGGACGAGGACACCAAUUAUUAUAAUACCAGAACGGCAUUGAUAUCUGCUCCAAUUUUCUGUUAUCACUACCUAAUUUUUGCCUAAGUUUUUUCUUUUUGCGAACACCCUUCAGGUACCAUAUAUGUUUGAGAUUCUUUUUGCAUCCUUGGUUUUCAUCUUAGAUGAUGAACUAAAGAGUGUAUUGUUUGAAAGAGGCGUUUGAUCGUCAUUUCCAGUAGCUGUUUUUUCAUUCUCUAUCUCACGUUUAACCAAAAUCUUGAUGUUCCUCUUCCCCCCACUCGAUAUCUUUUCCCAUACACAUUCCUACUGACAUCUUAGAAGAUAGGUAUAUUUAAACUUUAUCUAAAUACAAUGGCAUAUAUAAGAUGCUCUCUGGUUCUGACCCUUCUUAGUAAAAAAAUGGACGUGUAAAUCUCACAGACCCAGAGUAUCAGGCUAAUCCUCUGUAAGCUGAUUUGAUCUAACUCUUCAAGAUUGUUAAAGGGCAAUGGAAAAUGUCUCUAGAUAUGUAAAUAUUCCUUUUUAAAUAAGGUGAAGAAAAACCGAGGAAAUUAUGCUCCUGCCUGGGAUUUGUCAGACAGCGGUAACAAUAAUCCGAUAUCUGACAAACACUGGAUCAGUUUCUCUACAGUUCGCUCCCCAUGAUAUCAAUGUCAAUAUGUUUCUGAGAAAACGAGAAGAUAAUACAGAUCCAGCAUGAUAUUGUUUGGAAGAUUUUUCAAAUGAAAGGUCAUUCUGUGUAUAAUGCAUGAAAUUGCGGCAGGGCUUGAUGUAUGAGUUUGAUUUGAGAUUCGAAAAGGGAGUUGGAGAGCUGCUCAUGUUUUCUUCUCCCUAUUCCUAUUUCUGUAGAUGGAGAGGAAUGAAUCUCAGGUUCAAGCAGAGGAACUGGACAGAGAUCGAGAGGUGGCGGCAUAACAGGGUACUGGGUCUGUCAAGCAUGCGUUCUUAUCUCCUCGUCUGAUCAUGUUUCUCUUCUGUGACGACAUCCGUUCUUUUCCAGGAAAGAACAGUCGAGCAACAUCAGCACCUGGUCGAGCACAUUUUGAGGAGAGAUGGGAGAUGCCGCAAAAGGAUAGCUGCUGCUGGUAUUGAUUAUGAGUUCCCGGACUUUGUAAGUAUGCGGGCUGUUUGGUUGAUUAUCAAUGGGUGAAACUUGGGCGUCAAUGGCCCGGCCUGUUCUUCCUUGACCGGCUCUUGACCAAGCCUUUUGUGCUGUUGAAACCUGUCCCGAGGUCCACUGCCUUUGACUAAUUAAGAAAGUUGAUUGAUUGGUUGACUGUAAAGUCAACGACCCUUUCCCUCUAAUCAGGCAAUCUUCCCUUGGUUCUAUUUUAUCAAGUAUUUUUCAGUUUACCUCAAUAAGUUUGGAUCAUCAUUUGAUGCAGGUUGGCAGGAAGCGGCCGGUGCCCAAAAAGAUCAGAUUUGAUUUGGAUUGA
Spirodela intermedia is the source of this 2704-nucleotide messenger RNA. NCBI's taxonomy places the organism in Eukaryota, Viridiplantae, Streptophyta, Magnoliopsida, Alismatales, Araceae. The record is from the annotation of a GenBank genome assembly.